UUUUUAAUCUAUUUUUUAAUCGUGCCACUGCCACUACUCCAACUGCCGGGAAAAAGCUUCUGCAUGGGACGCAGACACCAGCCUCCGCGAUCAUCAAUCCUCAAUUUCCGAUGUCUCCAUUUUUUGCCGAGGCUCUGAAUGGAAGCAGACUAGUCGAGGGCAUUUCCAAUCCAUUCCUCAGCCAUCAAGGGAUGCCCACAUCAAUAUUCCACUCAAGAACGGCAGAUAAAAUCUCAAGGGUUUCGUCGGAUUUGGGGGACUUUGGUAUUUCCGAUUCCGCGAUCCAGGCUGCGCGUCAGAACUUCAGCGAGGAUUUGUGGGCAAAUGUCCCGGUGGCAAACGUCAAUGGUUUCGUGAUGCCGAUUGUGCCGCCUAUCGUACCGCCUAUUGCUCUAAAAAUAAGUUCCUCCAUUCAAUCUCAAACACGAAGCCUCUCCAGCGAUGCAGAAUCGCUGCCGGUCAUGUGCGGUGAAUACAACUUGGUGCCUGAGUCGUCACUGCGGCUUGCUUCACCGUACUUCCCUGCCAACUACCCUGACAACUUCUCGUGUCGCUGGUCCAUCACGGCGGUGGCAGGGGAGAAGGUUGGGGUGAGGUGCCACCAGUUCAGCCUCGGCCGGGGUGACUACCUCGCUUUGGGGGUGGAAGGCGACCCUGCUUCCCUCAACAGGUACACUGCCACCAACAACCUGACGCUCAAUAUCCUGCCGUCCAACGAAGUCUUCGUAUCGUUCUUCAGCGACGGCGACACGCCAAGUCAAGGCUUUUCUUGCACCGUAUCCUCCAUUGGAGUAGAGGAAGUGACAGGAACACUGAGCUUGCAAAGCCCCACCCAGUCAGUGACAGCAACCAACACUUCCGUGACUGCGACGCUGUCACACCCGGAGUGUGGGCUUGUCAACAGGGUGGCUGGGUCCACAUCUGAUAAAAUAACUGGACGAGUUGCGGAUCAAACAUCAAGAUGGAAACUCGUCCAGGAAAUAAAUGCGGGAAAAACAUUUGAAAGAAUAGUCAACGGGCAAGAAACUGAGGCACAUGAGUAUCCGUGGCAAGUGUACCUCAGAAUCGUCUGGCAAACUGGGGCCGUGAGUGGGUGUGGCGGUAGCGUUAUUUCUGAGCGCUGGGUGCUCACUGCUGCUCACUGCGUCAUGAAGAACGGAGAUACGAGCAUCCCUCGGGUAGUUGUCUACGCGGGUGUGUACAACCUGGCCAACACACUGGACGCUAGCCGGGUGGUCAUGGAGGCGUCGAACGUCAUCAUUUACCCCACACUGUCUUUCAGUUAUGACCUGGCGCUCAUACAACUGCCACGGCCACUUACCUUCACGACAAACUUGCGGCCAAUUUGCCUGCCUCGAGCUGAGAUGCAGAACUGGAACAUGACAAGACAGCCUCUCGUUGUCGUUGGCUGGGGUCUCACUGAAACAGGCGUCCAACCGACAACUCCGCGCGAGUUGAUGCAGGAAGGAAUGGACUGGCAGAGCUGCCAGCGCGUGUACGGACAGUACGUCACCGAGCAUCACUUCUGCACCACUACUAAUUAUGGCGGCCACAUCUGCCUUGUGGGGUGACUCCGGAGGUCCCACGAUGCUGUUG
Hyalella azteca is the source of this 1596-nucleotide messenger RNA. RefSeq names its product ovochymase. Lineage: Eukaryota; Metazoa; Arthropoda; Malacostraca; Amphipoda; Hyalellidae. Gene Ontology annotation, molecular function: serine-type endopeptidase activity. The record is from RefSeq and is a predicted model, not a curated record. Bases 111 to 1571 code for a protein of 486 amino acids. The transcript has 13 exons. Gene Ontology annotation, biological process: proteolysis.